GAGACUGAAGAUGCCGUGAAAUCUAUCUUCGAUGGUGAUGAUGAAGAAGAAGAGCCCCAAUACCCAACUUUAGUCUUUGUUCCUGGCAAGAAUGGUGCUGUAGUAGCAUCUGCUGGCUUAUCUACAGCAGCUGAAGUGGCAAUGGUCUCAUCAAGCAUCGCAGUUUCAAACGAUGAGACCAAUCGCGCCGCAGAUGCCAUUGCGCACGUGGACGACGAAGACGAGGACGAUGCGGAGGUAGCACCUGGAGAUGUUUCAGAUGAGCAACUACUACGGGAGUCAUUUGUGGAAGAGCCUAUUUUGGAAGAGAAACCCGCUGCAGAUAAAUCUGUAGAGCCACCUGCACCUGUUGCAGAAGAGGAAAGAGCACUGCCUGUAGAUAAGCCCGCAUCGAAUGUGAUUGUGAUUGAAGAUGAUGACGAUGUGGUGGAAGUUCCUUGCACAAAACCUGUGCAAGAAGUGGAACCUCCGCGCAGUGUGCAUCCGUAUCAACAGCCUGUUACGUCUCAGACAUCUGUGCCGAUCAGUGUUUCGAUCCCAGAUCGGAAGGGAGCCACUCCACUGCAGUCACCGAGCAGGCCAGCACCAACAGAACAAGCAACAUUUGUUCAGCCCGCAAUAGUGCAGCCGCUGAAGGCAUCUCCUGUGCCUUCUUCCGGAUAUGUAUCAGUAUUGCCGAGUGCUUCACCUGUCUCGGGAGGUAUAACGCAGGGUACGCCCGUGGUAACGCAAGCCAGUCUGCAGCAGCUGUACACUCGUUUUCAACAACCCGCCUUCACUCAUGUCAAUGUCCUGCAG
Strongylus vulgaris is the source of this 798-nucleotide messenger RNA. The record is from the annotation of a GenBank genome assembly. Lineage: Eukaryota; Metazoa; Nematoda; Chromadorea; Rhabditida; Strongylidae.